UAUAAACGCCGUCAUCUCCCAGUAAACGGGCUUUCGCAGUGUAGCGGUGAACACAAACCCUCUUCUCUCUCUUCUCUCAUGAGCGACGCUGUCACUGACGCUCAGACGCGCUCGAGCACACGGUUCGGUUCGGACAUGAUACCGGCGCGCACCCGGAGAUGAGGCUCAGAAAUGGCACCUUCCUAACAGUCUUACUAUUCGGGUUAUGUGGGCUCAUAUCGUUAUCGUGGUACACCGCAUUCAGCAAUUCAAAAGGCAAUGUGGUAGACAUUUACCAGAGGGAAUUUCUGGCCCUUAGAGACCGUCUCCACUCCGCCGAACAAGAAAACCUCAAACGCUCCAAAGAGCUCAACCUGGUGCUCGAUGAGAUCAAGCGAGCCAUUGCUGAGAAACAAGCACUGCGGGAUAUCAAUCGUACCUGGAGCAGUCUGUCAGAUGAGACUAAGCUGAAGUUGUGGAACGUGACCAGCAGUAAGAAUGUUCUUCAGCUGCCCAGCAUCUUCCACCAUCUGCCACACCUGCUUGCCAAGGAGACAAGCCUUCAACCAGCCGUACACGUGGGCCAGGGACGCACCGGAGUGUCGAUAGUGAUGGGUGUGCCCAGUGUGAAGAGGGAGGUUCAUUCCUACCUGACGGACACGUUGAGCUCGCUGAUGUCCGAGUUAAGUCCGGCUGAGAAAGAGGACUGUGUCAUCGUUGUCUUCAUUGCGGAGACGGAUCAACAAUAUGCAAAUAGCGUCGCUGACAACCUUAAGCGCCUCUUUCCAGGGGAGAUUCAGUCCGGUCUGCUGGAGGUGAUCUCUCCCUCAAUCCAUUUCUAUCCGGACUUCUCUCAUCUCAAAGAGUCAUUCGGUGACCCUAAAGAACGUGUCAGGUGGCGAACAAAGCAAAAUUUGGAUUACUGCUUCUUGAUGAUGUACGCCCAGACCAAAGGGACAUAUUAUGUGCAGCUAGAGGAUGACAUUGUCGCACGGCCAAAUUAUUUCACUACUAUGAAGAAUUUUGCCCUGCAGCAGCCGUCAGAGGAGUGGAUGAUUCUUGAGUUCUCCCAGCUGGGCUUCAUCGGUAAAAUGUUCAAAUCCUUGGACUUGCCACUGAUUGUGGAGUUUAUGCUAAUGUUUUACAAAGACAAGCCCAUUGAUUGGCUACUGGACCACAUCAUGUGGGUGAAGGUCUGCAACCCAGAAAAAGAUGCAAAACAUUGUGACAGGCAGAAAGCAAACCUACGCAUUCGCUUUAAACCGUCUCUCUUUCAACACGUGGGAACACACUCUUCCCUCGCUGGAAAGAUCCAGAAACUCAAGGAUAAGGACUUUGGAAAGCAGACAUUGCAUAAAGGCCAUGCGAACCCUUUAGCGGAGGUCACCACCAGUCUGAAAACAUAUCAGCACUUCACGCUGGAGAAGGCCUACCUGGGAGAAGAUUUCUUCUGGGCUUUCACGCCUGUGGCUGGGGACUUCAUACGCAUUCGAUUCUUUACACCUGUCCGUGUAGAGAGGUAUUUCUUCCGCAGUGGAAACAUCGAGCACCCUGGAGACAAGCUUUUCAACACAACAGUGGAGGUUCUUCCAUUCGAUAAUAUUCAGUCUGAGAAAGAAGCAUUAAAAGAGGGACGAGAGAAGACACCAAAGUACCAGCGCACAGAAGACGGCUUUAUCAGAAUAGGGAAGUUUGAGAACGGUAUAGCUGAGGGGGAGGUGGACGCUUCAUUCGGUCCGCUGGAGGCUCUGCGGCUCUCGGUACUGACAGAUUCUCCUGUGUGGGUGAUUCUCAGCGAGAUUUUCAUCAAGAAAGCCGAGUGAUGGACGUUCACCAAUACCUCUUGACUUCAGCGGGCUCACUGAUGCAGCAUGGAGUCUGUUCAGUGUCUCCACAUGAGCUCCAGCCAUGAGUUUCUUUAGCUUGGUCCAAUAGUGCCACUUGCUGGCGACAAGCUGUUAUAGCAGGGUAAAGGAUGCCAGCUAUCGGCUGAAUGUGAGCUGUCACACAAAGACAAACGGCUCGUGCGGUCAUAAGACGCACUGCUGAGGCUGACUGAGUGACGCUGUGUUUUGUAAACUGUAUUUAUAUGUAUAUAUGCCCAUGGGUGGGUUUAUGUUAUUACACUGGUGAUAUUGUCAGGGGCUUCCUGGACGGUUGUGCCCAACUUUGACAUUCAACUAAUGCUGCUUUUGAAGGACUCUCUUCUUAAUUUCCUACUCCAGAUACAAUUUUCAAAGUACAAUUUGUGUUGGUAAUUCGUUGAGGAAUAAUUCUAUUCAGACUAUUGGAAAUAUUGUAUAUUUAUUGUAUUUAUUACGAUACAUUCGAAAGUACACGCAGGCAAACGUGUGUUUGUUUGUGCACAGGCCUAGUGUGUCAUCCAAAGUCAGUCCAAAUGAUUUGUUCAGAUUUAUUGUAUGCUGCAAAUAUGUUUUUUUUUUUUUCUAAAAAAUUUUAAAUUGCUGGAGUUUCUUGUGAUAAUUAAACUACAACGAACACAAGGAAGGCCUUCAGAUCUUUUUAUUUUAACUAUAUUUUUGUCUAUUUGCUUUCCAACCAAAUGAAGUUUGAACAUAUGUUUUUAUCUAUCUCUCUCUAUUAACGCCUUUCCUUAAUGCAACUGGGCAAUAGUGACGUGUGUUAGAGUUAGUAGGAUAAACUGAAGCAAAUCUUCAUGGAUAUAUAAAUACAGAGAGAAAGAAAGAGGGGUCCUUUUUGAAACAUGUUAUGUCUGUAAAUCAAUGCACUGGUAUGUUAUCUCUCUGGUGAUAGAGCUAUAAUGUUACUGUUCAUUAAAUGAUACACUGUUUUAUGCCUUAAAUUUAUUCCACGUUAGUGCAAUAAACUGAACAACAAUACGUUAGAGAAACGUUUCCUACAAACUUUGAAAAAGAAACUUUGUGCACCAACAGGAGCGUUUUGAAAGAUCAUCCCCAUCUGAUCUUCAAUGAUGCUGAUAAAUUUUUAAUCUGAAGAGGUUCAUCUACCUGUCUCAGAUGAAGAAAUACACCUCUCUCAACGUCUACUGUCCUGUUAUGUUGUCUCCUGGAUAACUGAUUGAACCUUCAGGAAAAUGAAAAUGUAAUGCUCCUGUCAAUUAAAUUGAAUAAAGUUAAAGUCUGGGUAACUUCAGUGUGUAAAUGCUGCAAAGCUGACAUGCAGUUUUGCGGCAUAGUAUUGCCUCUUCAUAAAGUUUCAUAAAAUCCUUUAUUUCAAAACUA
This is a messenger RNA of Paramisgurnus dabryanus, 3203 nucleotides long. Lineage: Eukaryota; Metazoa; Chordata; Actinopteri; Cypriniformes; Cobitidae. The record is from RefSeq and is a predicted model, not a curated record.